AUGGCUCAGGUAGAUGGCUCAGGUGUGAUGUACUGGUGUGAUGUACAGGUAGAUGGUUCAGUAGUUAUACGGGGGAGGGGGGGCCCCAUCCCCAGUGGGAAGGUGAGGAAGGGCAAGUCGUCCAAGAAGAAGGCGGAGCCCCGCAAAGCCCUGAGUCUGGAGGAGUCUCAGCUCGAGAGCCUUCAGCCCAGCCACAGCCCCAGGCUACCCCCCAUCAGGUCUCAGACGUUUGACAGUGAUCGAUCAUUUGAGAGGACCGACAGUAUUGGCUCCAGAAGUAGUUUUAUUAAGCACAACAAGACAUUCCACAAGAUCUUCCCUGAUCUACCUGCCUCUGAAGACCUCCUCCACGCGUACAUCUGUGCGCUGCAGAAAGAGGUUCCAUAUCACGGCCGUCUUUACAUCUCUGAGAACCACAUCUGCUUCCAUUCCUCUGUGCUGCUCAAAGCCACCAAGGUGGUUAUUCCUGUAUCCGGUGUAACUGUGCUGAAGAAGCAGAACAUGGCUCUACUGGUGCCAAAUGCCUUGUCCAUACGCACUACUGAGGGGGAGAAGUUUUUAUUUGUGUCUUUGCGGAACCGAGAAGGAUGCUAUAAGCUCCUACGCUCCGUUUGCCUUCAGUUGGAGGAUGGCAGCACCAACAGCAGCCCCCUCUUCUCCUCAGCAGAGAACAGCUUUGACCAGGGCAAACUGGCGAACUCCAGCCAGUCCAGUCUGAGUCUGGAGGAGAGUUUUGACCAGCUGGACGCAGGAGACACCACACUGCUGCUAGACCCUCCCCCUACUCGCCUGAGCCGAGAUGCGCUGACGCAUACGAGUCGCCCAACCUUGAGGCGUUCACACAGUGAGCACGAUGACAGUAGCUCUAUAGAAGAAUACUCAGGUGGAGGUUCUUGGGUGUGGAAUGUGAUGGACAGAGCGCGCUCCCUCCUCGUGCAGCGGGAAUCCGGCAGCCUCAACACACUCCUCCUCAUCUACCUGAUUCUGGUGGUCCUGCUUCUCCUCUCUUCUGGCUACAUUGGUCUGCGCAUCGUGGCCCUCGAGGAGCAGCUCACCUCGCUAGGAGCCUUGCCUGAGUUCACACUGCAAAGCAGCAGGUAUAAGGACGCAUAGCGGCCGUCUGCCGGAGAGACGAGAUGGGCUGAUCGGUGACACUGAGGGCAUGACUGGGUGGCGGCUGGCCAGAGCUCUGUCCCAAAGAGAAGCACCAAGUCCGCUCGGACGCAACAGCCAGACGCCGGAAGCCCCUCUGCCCACCUUACCACCCCCCCUGGAGUCAGAUCCUCCCCCCACACACACACACACACACACACUCUGGACUCUGCACUCUGCAGGCUUGCCAGCCUCGCACACACACACACACACACACAUACAUACCGCUCCGCCUCGGCCCCUGCAGCCACAGGGUCGUGUCUCCACCCGUAGCAACCGUGGAGUCCGGCCCUGACCACCUCAUCUCCUGCUGCUGUGUGGAGAACAACCAAAGACCGCUGGCCUGCCCUGUCUCGGAGCGGGAAGAACGAACGCAAGUGCACUAAAACAAAACGAAAACGAGAACGAGACGAAGCUUCCCACCAUUUCAAAAGCAGUUCUCCCACUUCCUCUUCCUCGCUGCGCGUUUCCUGUUCAGCCCACCUGUGCAGGAUGUGAUGGGGGGGCCCCAUCAGGGUCCACUUCCUGUGGCCAGAUCAGAGCAGAGGGCCUCACUCAAGGUCUGCUGGGGUCACGUCAGAGCUGUCCUAGAGUGAAACGGUCUCAGCUUGGCUCGGCCCGCUACCAGGCCGGUUCUGUGCCAGACUGGACACCUCGGCGUGGGCCCCGGGCCUGUUCUGUUCUGUGUGGGGAGCUGUUGGGGGUGGGCACGGCUGACCACUGGGCGCCCGGCGGACUGGACUUAUCUGAUCUUUGUGCAGCUGUUCCCUCUGAACUCCUCUCUUGAUGAUCGCUCCUCUCUAUCUCUUUCUCUCUCUCCCUCUUUCUCUCUAUCCCUCCCUCUCUCUAUCCCUUUCUCUCUCUAUCUCUCCCUCUCUUUCACUCUCUCUCCCUCCCCCCACCCACUUUGCUUGCAGUAUUAUCUCCCUCUGGUAUCUGUGCUUCUCACAUGAUUGUGUGUGAAAGCCUUGAUGAUGAUGAUGUCGAUGACGACGAUGACGACGAUGAUGAUGAUGAUGUUGAUGAUGAUCAGUGCUUUGAGGCCAAUCCUUGAGUAUUAGUGGAUGUAACUGCAUACUCUAUGCACAAACAAGUAUGAUCAGGUCUUUGCUUUUCUACAUGGGCUUUUUACUCAGUGUCCUUUAAUCAACAGUAGUUGUUUUUCUACGCGGCGCGCGUGCGUGUCUCUCAGCGUACGUACGCUGAAUAAUGACAACACUAGCACCAUGCCGCCUGCAUGUUCAAGGACACGAGCCGUCAGGGCUGGACGCAGAUGUUUGGGCCGAACCUGCUGUGGACGCCACCGCCACCCUCACGAGCACGCAGCAGCAGAGCCGCCCUGGGCCGAGUCGGUACCAGAACUUGGCCGGUUCUGCUGCCCCAUCGGGUGGAGCUCUCACUGGGCGUAGCAGCCUCUGGAACAACCGGUAAGCUCCUCUAAAAAACCUCCAGGUUCGGCCCAGUGAGAACUUGAAUCAUAUUUUAUACAAAGAACAAGAAAAAGACUUUCCAAUAUAUGCAUGGUUUUGUUGUGUGUUGUUUCUUAUGUAUGUAUGUAUGUAUGUAUGUUUAAUACCGCAAGGAGAUUGUUUGCUUGUUUGUUUGUUUGUUUCCUGGUUUGCCUGUAAGUUGAGAGUAAGUUGAGAGUAAAUUAUGUCGUUCAGCUGAACGAGCGCACUUUAGGCCUUGUGGAGUUCUGAGACCCAAACAGGAAGUGGCUUUUUGAUUGGAGGUGACUUAUCAGAUGGUGCUAACGUCGCUAGCUCUCAGGGCGGGGGGGCUAGGCCACCUGUGACUGACCGACCGCCAGCCUGGCCAGCUGCACCUUACACAUUUCAUGUCUCGGGCUGGAUAGUUAUCGAUGAUUUAUCACGCACCUCCCCUCAACUCCUCGCCCCUGGACAGCCUUGUGGCCCCCAGAGGGAGUCAAAUGAUCUCCCUGUCUGCUUUCCAAAUUUUCUUUGGCGCUUGUUACGCAAAGAUCAACAGAAUUCUUUUUUUUUUCCCCUAAUGCAUGCAUGUGGACAAAUCUUUGUAUCUGUUUUAUUGUCCUUCAAAUUACCCGUUUGGAAUAUCUUAAAUAAUAUCAACUGAUGCUCAGAUGAAGCCAUUGAUCCCAAAUUGUAGCGUAUUCUCUGGUACAUGGACUUCAUCCAUCUUCCUCCAGGGGGCAGUGUAGGUCAUAUGUCUGAUAACCACAAUGCAAGAAUCUAUCAUGUGUUUUUUUUUUUUUUUUUGCACUAUCCAUGUUUGUAAAUAAUUUGUUUUGUAUCAAACUCUAAUGUCAAUGACCUUCCUGCGUAUUUAUUGCAUUAUGUGUAAUUCAAAGUAGUCUCUGUGAGACUUGCUUUGGUAUUGUCGAAAAAUAAAUCAGAUGUUGGGGAAAGAUAA
Alosa sapidissima (American shad) is the source of this 3543-nucleotide messenger RNA. RefSeq names its product GRAM domain-containing protein 2B. The transcript has 14 exons. The record is from RefSeq and is a predicted model, not a curated record. Bases 1 to 1113 code for a protein of 370 amino acids. NCBI's taxonomy places the organism in Eukaryota, Metazoa, Chordata, Actinopteri, Clupeiformes, Clupeidae.